CUCGGCUGUGGGAGUGAGUACAUGAGCGGGACACGGCAAACAUAGCCCAUAAUAGUUCAAUACCCUGUCUCCUUUUUAAGAGUGGAGCAGAGGGGGGGGCAUUUUGGUGUCUCAUACUUAGGGGAUAUUGUCACCGACGUGUGGACAGACAGGCUGACAGGAUGCAGAAAGCAGCAGUUGUGGUUGCCCUCCUGGUCCUGGGGUGGACCUGGAGCCUCGAGGGGCUCCCUGUACUCCCAGACCCUCUUUACCCCACACAGGAAAACUUUGAUUUGACCCGGUUUUUGGGAACUUGGCAUGAUGUUGCCAUAGCAACUACAUGUCCCUAUAUGCAGCGUCACAAAACAGACGCAGCCAUCGGAAAACUGGUACUGCAGAGAGGUGAUAAUGAAGGCAAACUCAAGAUGACUCGAACUUCACUGAGACGAGGAACAUGUAAGGAGAUGACUGGGGAUUAUGAGCUGACCACCACACCAGGACGAUUUUUCUACCAUGUUGCAAAGUGGGGGGCAGAUGUGGAUGCAUACGUGGUUCAUACAAACUACAAUGAGUACGCCAUAGUAAUAAUGAACAAACAAAAAUCCUCAGGCAAUAAGAGCACCUCAGUUAAGCUUUACAGUCGAACUAAGACUGUGAGAAACACUGUGCUGGAUGACUUUAAAGCACUGGUCAAAGGCCAGGGAAUGAGUGAAGACAAUAUUAUCAUUAAACAGAACAAAGGUGACUGUGUUCCCGGAGAGCAGGUGGCAGCACCUACAGCUCAACCUCAGCCUCAGCGUGUGAGGAGAAACGUGGUGCCUUCUUUGGCUCCUUCAGAUGUGGAGGGCUCUGGUGAUGAUACACCUCUGUUCAAUGGAACUGAGGCCUGUAAAGCAGCACCGGACACAGGACCGUGUUUCGGGCUGCACCAGCGUUACUACUACAACUCCUCCUCGAUGAACUGUAUGCUCUUCAAGUAUGGAGGGUGUUUGGGCAAUCAGAACAACUUUGAAAGUGAAAGGGAGUGUUUGCAGAGAUGCCGCACUGAGGCUGUGUGCCGUCUGCCUAUGACAGCUUACCCCUGCACCGGGCAGCCCCCUAUCUGGGCCUUUGACUCCACUGCAGGUCUGUGUGUGCCCUACAAACAGGGCUUCUGCCAGGCUAACGGCAACAAGUUCUACACCAAGGCAGAGUGUGAAGAGUACUGCGGGGUGAUGAAAGAUGAAGAGCUCCUCAAACCAAACUGAGUGAGAUAAAGACCCACUGCUGCUCAUUCAACAUAAACACAAACCAGCACAGUAAUGAAAUAUGAUUUUGUCUCAGCAGUAUUGUCAUAUCACAGCAGCUCACCAAUAAAAAAAAAA
Molecule: messenger RNA, 1343 nt
Organism: Archocentrus centrarchus (flier cichlid)
Lineage: Eukaryota; Metazoa; Chordata; Actinopteri; Cichliformes; Cichlidae
Product: protein AMBP-like
Exons: 10
Coding region: 162-1226 (354 amino acids)
Molecular function (GO): serine-type endopeptidase inhibitor activity
Source: RefSeq, a predicted model, not a curated record